This is a messenger RNA of Ziziphus jujuba (common jujube), 3258 nucleotides long. RefSeq names its product histone-lysine N-methyltransferase EZA1. Gene Ontology annotation, biological process: chromatin remodeling. Gene Ontology annotation, cellular component: PcG protein complex. The coding region runs from base 262 to 2880 and encodes 872 amino acids. The record is from RefSeq and is a predicted model, not a curated record. The transcript is spliced from 18 exons. Gene Ontology annotation, molecular function: protein binding; histone methyltransferase activity. NCBI's taxonomy places the organism in Eukaryota, Viridiplantae, Streptophyta, Magnoliopsida, Rosales, Rhamnaceae.
ACUGGGCAUGACCGCCACGUCACUUGCCUUUCACACGUGUCACCUUUCAGAGGUCUAUUUCUUUGGUCCUUUCACACUCUUCUCCCAUGGGGUCGCAGAGCAGAGCAAUAUUCAGUCAUGGUGUCAAAGGCGAGCGACGCUGCUGCCAAAUUCAGAAAUUGGGAUGAUUUUGACCGUGCAAAAACUGGUCAAGCAGCGAUAAUCGGUUUAAUUUCCUUGAAAAAAAUAUCGGAGAAUUGAAAUUCUUGAAUUUUACUAUCGAUGGGGAGAUCACAUGGAGAACAGCCAAGCGAUGUUGUUGGAACCUUGUCACAUAAGAUGCAUCAGAUUAAGAAGCAAAUCCAAGCAGAGAGAAUUGUUUCGGUUAAAGAAAAAGUUGAAAAGAAUGCAAAGAAGCUAGAAGAUCAUGUAUUAAAGAUUUUAUCAACAGCUUCAAGUUCAUUUACAGAGGAAAAUGGGAGUGCGAGAAUGUUUGCUCGGAGAAUUGAACACCCUUUGUGCAAGUUGAGUGGAUUGGCUCAAGGAUAUGGAGAUAAAGACCAUGUCAAUUUUCACGAAGUUAGUUCCCCAUCAAGUUCCAAGCUUCCACAUACCGAAAAGUUACCACCUUACACAACAUGGAUAUUCUUGGACAGAAACCAGAGAAUGGCUGAUGACCAGUCAGUGGUCGGAAGGAGACGGAUUUACUACGACCAACAUGGCAGUGAAGCGCUCAUCUGUAGUGACAGUGAGGAAGAGAUUCCAGAAACUGAGGAAGAGAAACAUGAAUUCUCUCCGGGCGAAGAUAAAUUGCUUUCGAUGGUCUUUCAAGAGUAUGGACAAAACGAGGAAGUGACAAAAAGUGUGAGCCAUUUUAUUGGGGCCUCCACUUUGGAAAUCCAGGACCGCUACAACACAGUUAAGGAAAAGAACCAAGAGAAAAAUGACACAAAAGGUUCUGGAGAAUUUGGAUCUGAUAAUGGAGUUUGGCUGAGCAAGGGUCUUAGUGCUGCUUUAGAUUCUUUUGAUAAUCUUUUUUGUCGUCGUUGCAUGAUGUUUGAUUGCCGUCUGCAUGGCUGUUCCCAACCUCUAGUCUUUCCUACUGAAAAGCAGUUGUAUUGGUCUGAACACGACGAGGAUAGGAAGCCUUGCAGUGAUCACUGUUACCUUAGGUUAAUAACUGGCAAAAACUUGCCAGAGGACCCAAAUGCUGAUUCUGUGCAUAAGAUGAAAACAAGAAGUUCAGAGAGAGAGAGCACUCCAGCAUCCCCUAAUGCUGAAGAACAUACUGCACAUGGUAAAAGAGACAUAGUGAAUAGUGAAUCAUGCACUCUUCAGAGAACUAUUUCUGUUGCAUCAGAAACUAUUUCAAGUUCAAAAUCUGCAGCCGGUGAUUUAAAUGCAGAUGUACCUGCAAUGAAAAUAGACCAUGAAAAUUUGGCAAAGCGCAAGGCCAUGAAGCAAACAGAUACUGAGCCACAUGACCUGGUAAUGGUUUCUGAUGAUUUCAAUGCUUCAUGCAAAAAACAGAAGAGACUAGCUGCUUUGGAUGCAGAAAGUGGAAGUACCAAUGAAAUUCAGGUCCAGGAUUGCAAUUUCAGUGCCAAAAGUAGCCAUCUGGAUGUUGGUUUGCAUAAAAAAAUUGAACUUCAAAUUCCCACUAAUAACUCUGGAAGUGCUUCCUAUGAUGAAUCUGGGGACAUAGUCAGAGAUGAACAAGAAGAUGACAUGGAAGUACUUGAACUGAAGCAGUUUUCAGAAUCCACAGGACAAAUUGAAAGGGUUUCUAGCAGCUCAGAAUGGAAACUGAUGGAGAAAGAAUUGUAUAUGAAGGGAUUGGAGAUAUUUGGCAGAAACAGUUGUCUCAUAGCGAGGAACUUGCUUUCUGGUUUGAAGAGUUGUAUGGAGGUGUCCACUUACAUGCACGAGGGUGGAGUUUCAAUGCCUCAUGGAUCUGUUGUUGGGCCAAGUUCAUUUACAGAAGACAAUGGGAAAACUGAUACCGACCAUACAGACCAAGAGAUGCCAACAAAGUCUCGGUUAAUUCGUAGAAGAGGAAAGGCACGGAAGCUUAAAUAUUCUUGGAAGUCCGCUGGUCACCCAUCAAUCUGGAAAAGAAUUGCUGAUGGCAAAAACCAGUCUUGUAAGCAAUAUACACCAUGUGGAUGUCAAUCCAUGUGUGGCAAGCAGUGCUCUUGUCUACAUAAUGGAACUUGCUGUGAAAAAUACUGUGGGUGCUCAAAAAGCUGCAAGAAUCGUUUCAGAGGGUGUCAUUGUGCAAAGAGUCAAUGCAGAAGUCGCCAAUGCCCAUGCUUUGCAGCUGGACGUGAAUGUGACCCAGAUGUUUGCCGGAAUUGUUGGGUUAGUUGUGGAGAUGGUACAUUAGAAGAGCCACCCAGACAAGGAGAUGGUCAAUGUGGAAACAUGAGGCUCCUUCUGAGGCAACAGCAGAGGAUUCUCUUGGCCAAGUCUGAUGUUGCUGGAUGGGGAGCUUUUCUAAAGAACUCGGUCAACAAAAAUGAUUAUCUUGGAGAAUAUACUGGUGAACUUAUUUCCCAUCGAGAAGCUGAUAAGCGGGGCAAGAUAUAUGAUCGUGCAAACUCAUCAUUCCUUUUUGACUUGAAUGAUCAGUAUGUUCUAGAUGCUUAUCGGAAAGGAGACAAACUAAAAUUUGCAAACCAUUCAUCUAAUCCUAACUGCUAUGCAAAGGUAAUGUUAGUUGCAGGAGAUCAUCGAGUAGGCAUUUUUGCCAAGGAACAUAUCGAAGCUAGUGAGGAGCUCUUCUAUGAUUAUCGUUACGGACCAGACCAAGCACCUGCAUGGGCUCGAAAACCAGAGGGUUGUAAGAGAGAUGAUUCAUCGGUCUCACAAGGCAGAGCAAAGAAACACCAAUCUCAUUGAUGAUGGAAAAUGACAUGGGGUUGACAUGUACAGAAUUAUGAAACCUAUUAGGAAGAAAAUUAUCCCUGCAGAUCGGCUUGGGAGAAGUCAUACCAGCUAGACAUCGAAAAACCUCACUAAAUUCAUAUAUUGCAUUUAUACAUGUUAAUAACUUAAAAAGCCCAAGCGUGGUUGUUUAGACCCUUAUACAGGUGAAUCAAGAUUAAAGUGAAAUACGAUGAAUAAGCUAGAAUUUUCUUCUUGCAAUUGUAUUAAAUUAUAUAAUAGUCACUCAGUCGAAGAUGAUGAUGGUGCUUGUGGCAGAAGAAUGUAUUUCUAUUAUGACAAUAAGGGAAUUGCUUUUAUCGUAACGAUAUGAGAGUUACUUUGUUGGUACGA